AUGAGCAAAUUUUUUAAAUCAUUUACUAGCAAGUAUUCUCCCUUGAGUCAGAAUGAUAACGAAGACGGAGCUCCAUUGCCACCACCUGUAACUCAACCAGGAGCUGGAUCAUCAUCAUCAUCAAAUCAAUCAUUAAAAACCAAACUACAACGAUUAAACCCAUUUCGAUCCCAAUCAGUUUAUUUAGAAGACGAUGAAAAUUAUGUUACUUCGGAUCCAGGAAUGUUUGAAUUGCUGCGUUGGGAUCGAAUGUUAAUAUUUGCCCUUUGUUUUGCUGGGUCAAUAUGUUGUUAUUUGAUUUGUAUCUUUUUAUUCCCGAUAUUAUCAUUAAAACCAAGGAAAUUUGCUUUGAUUUGGUCAAUUGGAUCGAUUUUAUUUCUUGUUAGUUUUGGAGUAUUACAAGGAUUUAAAGCUUAUAUGAUUCAUCUUUUCCUGAGCACUCGAAUAAUUUUCACUAUCAUAUUUGGUUCCAGUAUUAUAUUGACUUUGAUAAGUAGUGUUUCAUUGAAAAACACAUUAUUAUCGAUAAUAUUUGCCGUUAUUCAAUUGUUGGCAGCAUUAUGGUACACUGUUAGUUAUUUCCCUAUGGGUAAACAAACAUUGAGUUUAGCUGGUAAUGUGGCAAGAGGUCAAGUCGAUACUUGGAUCAAUUCAUAG
Messenger RNA from Candida dubliniensis CD36, 657 nucleotides. RefSeq lists its product as uncharacterized. Gene Ontology annotation, cellular component: membrane. The transcript has a single exon. Bases 1 to 657 code for a protein of 218 amino acids. Gene Ontology annotation, biological process: vesicle-mediated transport. Lineage: Eukaryota; Fungi; Ascomycota; Pichiomycetes; Serinales; Debaryomycetaceae. The record is from RefSeq and is a predicted model, not a curated record.